Scomber japonicus (chub mackerel) is the source of this 1983-nucleotide messenger RNA. Its product is annotated as microfibril-associated glycoprotein 4-like. Lineage: Eukaryota; Metazoa; Chordata; Actinopteri; Scombriformes; Scombridae. The coding region runs from base 89 to 838 and encodes 249 amino acids. Gene Ontology annotation, biological process: elastic fiber assembly. The transcript is spliced from 6 exons. The record is from RefSeq and is a predicted model, not a curated record.
UUUUCUUUGACCUUUUCUUGCUUCGUCUUUCAGAAAGCCCUCGACUGACCUGAGUCUGAGUCCAGCUGAGCGGUGAACCCUCCUCUCCAUGAUAACGAUGCAGGGAACAUUAUUCGUAGCUCUUCUGGUACUUGCGACCUCAGUCCACUCCGACUCCCAGUUUUCCCUGCCUGUCGACUGUGAUGACAUCCAUCGCCAUGACAACACCAGCUCCAGUGGGGUGUACACUAUCUACCCGGGGGGUCCCACCACACCCCUGCAUGUCUACUGUGACAUGGACACUGACGGAGGGAGAUGGACAGUCUUUCAGAGGAGAAUGGAUGGGAGUCAGAGCUUCUUCAGACCGUGGGCUCACUACAAGACUGGAUUUGGGAAUGUGGCUGGAGAAUAUUGGCUAGGCCUGGAAAACAUCUUCCUGCUGACAGUGAGGAAGAAGAAUGAGCUACGUAUAGACAUGGAGGACUUGGAGGGAGGGAAGGCCUCCGCCCUGUACUCCUCCUUCUCGAUUGAUUCAGAGAUUGACGACUAUCAGCUUCACCUGGGCAGCUUUGAUGGAGGAGCCGCAGGGGACAGUUUUACAAAUCACAACAACAUGAAGUUCACCACUUAUGACAAAGACAAUGAUUUGUGGGGUAACAACUGCGCUCAACACUAUCUGGGUGGAUUCUGGUACAAUAAAUGCCACAUGACAAACCCCAAUGGCAUGUACGCGCCUCGCAAUACCAUCGGAUUUGAAAAUUCCCACAUCAUUUGGCAUGCGUGGAAGGGCUGGAACUACUCCCUCAAGACUAUUGCCAUGAAGAUCAGAUCAGUCACUACGUGUACGUGCAAGCAUUGACCUCAUUAGCAGUGAUUAGGUAGAUUAUGGGAAUACUGUGAUGUUCCUACUGUUGAUUUGAAUGUUUUUAAUGUUUCAGAGACUUAAUGAAUCAGAAUAUAUAUUGUUACCUGAUGUGAAAUUCUACUGUUAACUCCUUCUCUCUUUUUUAUCUGCCUUUUGUGAAGGAUGUUGUUGUUUUUUAUGAAUAUUGUAACAUUAUUACUGUAUUACUGUAUGUUUUGUUACUAGAAGUUUCUCUGAAGAAUCACAGAUGACGGAGUGAUGAAUGUUUCUCUUUAUAAAUGCCAGCACGGAGAACACACGCUAGGUCGUUCUGCCUAGCAACAAACAGUUUCAGCUUUUAUACUGUAAGACCUAGUGGAAAUUUGAAUAAGAGAGGGCAAUAAUGUAAUGAAGUAACAUAGUAACAAAGUCAUAAAGUAAUUAAGUACAGAAACCAACUAAGGAAUACUGAUAACCUUUGCUGACCCCAUACUGUCUGAUUUAACAAAACCUGAGGCUGAGGCAUUUACAGUCGUUCAGGCACACACAUGACCCAAAACAAUUCCUUUACAGUAUGUUUGGGGACAAAUCCAGGAAUAUAACCAUUAUGAUUUUUGUUGAUCCAACAGUCUGUUUGUGUAGGUAGAGGAGCACACACAGACCCAAUGACCUCUGACCUAAUGUAUCAGUGUGUUUCAUUUUAUUUUCUAUUGUAUUUUUUACUGAGAAUCUGCAAAAUAAAACCACAGACUGAGUUGGCUUUUAACAUAAACAACUCUUAAAACACCCAGUUAUUUGAAGAAGAGGGUAAAACAUUAUCAGUCAUUGCAUAGAAACACAUAGUAGCUGAAAUUAUGUGGUAAUAACAAUGAUUUUUUGGAGGGUUUUUUUGUCUUUUGGUUUUGUUUAUGUGUGGGAAGGUGUUUUAUAUUUGAUGUUUGAUAUAAAGCUGUGUCUUGAAAUCCCAAACUAUUAGUAAUAUUGACGUGUACUCAGAGGAGUCGCAGCUAAAACAACAAAGUAAAAGUAUCCAGACAAACAAGCCUACAUGUUUCCACCUUUAAGAGUUCAGAUAAGAACCUGCUCUAUGUGUGAAGUGCCUUGAGAUAACUCUGUUGUGAUUUGGCGCUAUACAAAUAAAGAUUGAUUGAUUGACUGAU